UUAUUAAAAUAUUAAUAAAUACUUAUUCGAAUAAAGUGGUUGCUUCGACGUUACUGAAUAGUAAAUAAAUAAUACUGUUAUUACAAAGUUGAAUUCGCAAUUGAAGCUCUUAAUGUUUUAAUGCAAUUUUUUUCAACAGUAAAAGGCAUAAACUUGUAUGGACCGUAGAAACCUUGAGGAUCAGCCUUAUCAAACUACGGGCGGGCUUGUUUAAAUUACGGGUGCAAGGUUCAUUAGGUGUUAAAAAUGGUGUCUUCCUCAGUUAUAUAUGCGGCGGUUCCUAUUUCUCUUGCCGUAGCUUUGGGAUUAAUACGGCGUUGGCGGUCUCGGAAUUGGGCUAAAUGCUUAAGCAAUUCCUGUUUGAAGGGUAAAACCUACUUGAUAACGGGUGCAAACAGCGGUAUUGGUCUCGAAACUGCCAGAGCUUUAGUAAAACGAAAAGCUCGGGUCAUAUUUGCCUGCCGUGAUCUAGUUAAAGCCAAGGAAGUAGCUGCUGCUAUUCGAGAAGAAGAAAAGUGUGGAGAGCUUGUUCCAAUGUAUCUAGACCUUGCAUCGCUUGAAUCAAUAGAAAAGUUUGUAGAGGUUGUUAAAGUUGGGUUCUAUAAAAUUGAUUGCCUCAUAAAUAAUGCUGGUGUGGUGGUACCAUUGGCGAAGGAUGAGAAAACCAAAGAUGGCUUUGAAAUACAUUUAGGGGUUAAUCAUUUAGGCCACUUUUACCUCACUAACCUAUUGAUUGAUCUGUUGAAAAAGGCUUCUCCAAGUAGGGUUGUUAUGGUAUCGUCAACACUUCACGAACGGGGAAAAUUGAACUUUAAUGAUCUAAAUUUAAGAGGUGAAAUUGAAGCAGCUAAGAAAGGGAAAAAGGAUCGUCAUAAUCCCGGUUACUGCAAUUCAAAAUUGAUGAAUAUGUACUUUGCUAAAUCCUUGGCUGCAAAAUUACAAGAUAAUUGUGUCGAUGUUAAUGCAUGCUGCCCUGGGUUCUGUUAUACGAACUUGUUUAGAAACUUCGUGAAAUGGUAUCACUACAUUCUACUCGCUCCAAUGGCCCUCCUCUUCAUGAGAUCAGCGAAACAGGGUUCAGAGACUGUGGUGUUCUGUGCCACAGACUACAGCAUCGAAGGACAGACUGGUAAAUUCUACCGCGACUGCGCCGAGUAUAACUCGAAAUAUAAUUUCACGAAGGAGGAAGCAGAAAAAUUGUGGGAGGUCAGCGAGGCUAUGAUCAAGGCACGGAAGCCGCUUCAACAUUAAAUGCAUCAUGGUGAUAACAGGAAUCUUGAGAAUGCAUUUUUUGAGAGCAAUGAGCACAAAAGGAUCAAACUAUAGUCAUGUCGUUUAAAUAAUGGAAAUAAUGUCAUUUUAAUGUUGACUGUGACGCUAAUGUUUCCUACAUUAAAUAAUAUAAGAAAUAGUUAUUACAUAUAUUUAGAUAAGUAAAUGGUCAAUAUUUUUAUAUAGGUAAUAUGUUACGUGUAAUCUCUCGAAUUUUUUGUAUAUCUUCACUUAAUAAAUUUAAAGAAAAUGUUAUCUGUAAAGUUAUUAAUCCAAAGAUUAAUGAAAACGUAGACAUUAAAUAUAGUGUAUUUUGGAAAUAAAAAAUUAUAUGGUUAAA
Pieris rapae (cabbage white) is the source of this 1612-nucleotide messenger RNA. Its product is annotated as retinol dehydrogenase 12. Lineage: Eukaryota; Metazoa; Arthropoda; Insecta; Lepidoptera; Pieridae. The record is from RefSeq and is a predicted model, not a curated record. Bases 247 to 1251 code for a protein of 334 amino acids. The transcript has 5 exons.